AAACCUGCAUUAAAUGUUUCUCUGCCUGCUCCGACCUGAGACGCCACAGCGCUGUAAGAAGUCAUAAAUGCAGCAGGGUAUCAAUCACCCGGCUGCCAUUACCAGGCCGCAGUAAACAACGAAUAAUAAAACCAAUGAUCUCUUUAUAACGGAAAAUAUACUUAACUGGAGCGUUAAGUCGAUACAUUUUCAUACCCAGAUACCGUCUCAAUUUGACAUGAAAAGGCGUAUAGAAAAAGAAGAGCACGGGCAAUAACCAGAAAUGCGUUUACAGAAUGAAAGCAAAACGCUCCUUUCUGACAUUCUAUUCCAUUAACCACGUUAUAACAAUGCGAUGAUAAUAAUACAUUUAACCAGGCUCUCUGCUCAAACACCUGAGUCUCUCCCUGAGGCUGCAGCUGCCGGCUCUGGACAACUGAACUCCGUGAUUUUUUUUUGUUGUUUUUGUUUGUUUCCUCUGGCAGUGAUAAGGUUUAUUUUCUUCUAACAGUAGCUUGCUCAUCUUUCCCCAGGUUCCGCUUCACCUUGGUUUCCUAAUUUUAUUGACGUGUACACAUGCACACCGAGAGUUCGGAGACCAUCCCGUGUGGACUGAAAGGAGCAGGCACCAAACUCGAAUCUGGAGUCCCGGCUUGGAAGCCUGUGUGUCUGCCCGAUAUCAGGAUGAAAACGCUCUGCCAAGGAUCCUAUCCACUCACAUUCAUUCUGAAGAUUGACGUGUCUAAAAGCAGAAUUGAAUAAAUCUAGGCAAGGUGCAGAGAAAAGAACAAAAAUGCACAAUCUGCGUCUCGGCGCCUCCUUUGUCUGCUCCUCACUACACAGAGCGUUUACAAAGCUCACUCUCGAAUCUGCUUUUAGGCCUUUCUAAUAGAUGGGCACUCUCAUCACCCUGGAGCGGUGCGCCAUGCUCUCUCACGCCGACCUCCUGGACGCUCGCCUGGGGAUGAAGGAGGCGGCGGCUGAACUUCUCGGGCACCGGGAGGCGGUGAAGUGCCGGAUGGGACCCGGGGGCUCCGAGCCUGGUCACCCGGGCGAUUGCCCUCCGGGCUCAGACACGGUGGAAGGUGCGACUCUCCUUCCCGGGGACAGCAUCACCUCGGCCGGAUCAAACCCGGGAGGAGGAGGCGGCGGUGGGGGCUCAGGCAGCGGCAAAGACCCGGACAAACAGCAGCAGCAGCAACAGCAGCAGCAACAACAGAGCCAGCAGAAACAGAAGAGGCACCGGACCCGCUUCACACCGGCUCAGCUCAACGAACUGGAGAGGAGCUUCGCCAAGACGCACUAUCCGGACAUCUUCAUGAGAGAGGAACUGGCUCUGCGCAUCGGCCUCACCGAAUCCAGAGUGCAGGUUUGGUUUCAGAAUCGCCGCGCCAAGUGGAAGAAGCGCAAGAAGACCACCAAUGUGUUCCGUGCGCCGGGCACGCUGCUGCCGACUCCUGGACUGCCUCAGUUCCCGGGCGCCAGCAUGGGAGACGGCCUGUGCUCCUUCCACGCCAACGAUACCCGCUGGGCCACGGCGGGGGUGGGCGUCUCGCAGCUCCAGCUGCCCCCGGCCCUGGGCAGGCAACAGGCCAUGGCUCAGUCCCUGUCCCAGUGCAGCCUCGGCGGGCCACCCAAUUCCAUGGGGCUCUCCAACAGCCUGGCCAGCGCUAACGGCGGAGGCUUGCAGUCCCACCUGUACCAGCCCACUUUCCCGGGCAUGGUGCCCGCUUCCCUCGCCGGCCCCGGCAACGUGACGAGCGGCUCGCCGCAGCUCUGCAGCUCCCCGGACAGCGACGUGUGGCGGGGGACCAGCAUCGCCUCCCUGCGCCGCAAAGCACUCGAGCACACAGUGUCUAUGAGCUUCACCUAAUGCAGCUCCCCUGAGCAGCUCUCCCCUCACCCCCCUCUUUCCCCUCCUCCCCAACCUUCUGUCCAGCAGCCAAACAGCCAGGGAGUCGACUCAGGGUUUGAAAUGCAUCCUUCAGUACCCACACUCAAAUAGCAGGUGGGAGGGAGAGGGAGGGUGGUUGGUCAAACUCUUUAAAAUUAUUAAUAUUUAAAGAACCCACUCGAGGCACCAGGGACAAAGUGAACACCAUAUGGACUCAACUUCAAGAACUGUGUCAGUGGCGGUGAUCUGGAACUCUGAGCUGCCUCAUCUUUCUCAAUCACAUUUCCACAUGGCUAGAGUUGACCUGUUGCAAUAACAUGUUAAAUCACACAAAGAAGGAGCUCUGACCAACUUUAGGGGAAUUGUGUUUCUUUUUCUCUCUUUCAUUUGCUUUGAAUUUCUGCACGUUUGUAUUCUGCACAUGUCUCAUUAGUAUGUAAUCACUCUGAUACACUUCAGCAGGCCCAGCUUCUUGGACAUUUCGGUGAACUUCACUGUCAUUACCUCCGGGCCCUUUCCCGCUCCCCUGACUCUUCACCUGCCCCCCCCCCCCCAGGAGUAGAUACACAGCCAGCCUGCCCCCUAAUUCAAACUGGUCCUGGCUGACCACUAGUUCAACUCCAAUUGCCCACCUGGAUUCCAUGACCCUGAAUAUCCUUACCCCUCAAAAGAUACCUAAUUUAUGAUCAUUUCAAUUGACCACGACUCACUUCCCUUGGUUGCAGAAGAGGCUGGAUAGUCAAUGACAGAUAGAUAUGUGAGAUUAGCCUUUGCAGUGUUGCCUCUGCACUUUUAACAAAUUGACUGCACAACAUAUGUUUUGAUUCACCAUUCAAUCAAGAGACCACACUGAAACAUACUUCAGUCUUGCACUACAGCAGCCGCGGUAACACAAAAAGGCGGUGCAAGAAGGUGUACUGAUUAAUACUCUUUUCUCAAUGCACUAUGUUAUAUCGUUUGCGAGACUCGGUUCUCCGUGGUCGUAGCUCAUGACUUGCGUGAUUUUCUUUUUUUAUAUAUGAGAAAAAUCCUUCAGUUGAAAAAUGCCACUUGCACAGCAUGCCGAGAGGAAGGUCACCAGCAUGCCAUGUGCACGUGAGUAUUUCGAAGCCCAGAGCCAACAUAAAGUACAAACUCCACAUCUUCACCUGCAUGAACUGGUCAGAAUUAACUAUUGGGCGGAAGUUUCAUGUGAACGAAAUGAUCAAAGCUGUGAUAUAGGAUGUUUUUUGUGUAGAAUAACCAUACCGGUUAUACAUUGGUCGAUUCGUGAUAUGUUUUAACUUAUUGUCUGUACUUAUUUAUUGAACAUAGAUUUACAAAUAAAUGUUUGAUCUGUUAUUGAUUUUCUUUUGCGCUGGGUUAAAAUUUAUUCAUUACAGAGGGGGAAAUCCUGCCAUUUUGAAUAUGUAAUAUACAAUAUUCUCUUCAUGUUUUCGGAUUGUGUGAUCUUGGCUUAACAUCCCUUUCUGAUAAUACGCGAUAGCAUCCUCUGUGCCUUUUUAGCUGUCAUCUACAGCCCGACUCAGCAAGGCACUGAAUCUGUUUCCAAAUUAGUCAAGCUAUUGCAGAGUUAUGUUUAUUAUUAAACAACGACAAAUUAAUACAUCAUAACUUAAAAAAAAACAACGUACUGGUUAAGUGUUGGCUGGGCUUUCGAUGCAUUCAAUAGGAGAGUACAGUUAAAAGAGCACAGAAACAUAGGAAUUACCAUUCUGUUCAUCACUGCCCAAUUUAGCAACUAAGUGAUGGUUAUUAUUUUAAGAUGUUUUUAAUACACAAUGUGUAUUAAACCUUUAACGGAAUUUAUAAGAAAAAAGCUCUAUGAUUUCAUGUACAGUUAUUUGUAUUUAGAGAUGUCAGAAGCGUUCAAAAAGUGAAACUCGAUCUGUGGAAAUUCAAUAAAUGAAUUGAAUAAAAACAAAUGCAAUGCAUUGCAGGAAAAACAAAGUUUCGACGUUAUAGUUUUUGCACAGCCCUUCCACGUGUGUUUCACUAUCAAGUGACAAGAGUAAAAUAUAAAGACAGGCGGCAUUUUUACCUCACUGGUUUUCCUUCGUUCAUGGAAUGUAGGGCUUCGCCAGUUAAUCCAGCAUUUACUGCUCUUUCCCUGAUUUCCCUGGAAAAGGGGGUGGCGAGCUGGUUUUGUUUGAACCACAGCAGUCCUUGAGGAGUAGGGGCACCCAGUACUGAAGGGGAGAGAGGUCCAGGAUUUUUAACGCAGCAACAGCCAAGAAACAUGGUAUUUUGAAGUCAGGAUGGUGUGUGACUUGGAGGGGGACUUGCAGGUUGUGUUGUCCUCCUGCAUCUGCUGCACUUGUCCUUCUGGUUGGGAGAGGUCGCAAGUUUGGAAAGUGAUAAAAGGGGAUUAUUUUUGAAGUUGGUGCCAAUUCGGUAAUGGCCAGAUCGUGAAAAGCAUGUGGAAUUCGUUUUUAUAAAGAGUGAGUAACCAGCAUACCAGAUCUGAAUUGAAUAUGAGGAAUUGGGAGUUGGGGAAAGGAGUGGAGGGAGAUUUAGGAAUUGGGUGUUAUUCCAGAUCGCUGCUUUCAAAAGCAUCAAACACAGUUCCGACCAGUUUCCUUGCACUUUUUAGUUUUCGCCUCAGUCUUGUGUAAAUGCAGCCUUCUGAAGAUUUUGCACGUGUUGUAUUCAAAUAAGUUUUGAAUGCUGGAGUGUCAAGUUUUAUAUGUCCAGUAAUAAAGAUGGCAGCUGACUUUUCUGUGCUAUUCAUUUGGUUUUUCUCCAGUUCUCUACACGCUAUACCCAAGCAGGUUUAUGUUGCAUCACACAUGGACCUUCGAUCCAUUGCUAAUAGGUUUCAAACUGCAUUUAUGAGCGCCCACAGUUGCAAGGCACUGUCCCAGUAUACGCUGCAAUGGCAUUACCAAGGGGUUCAAAUCAAAGAAAGAUCUCUAGAUUAUCUGCCCCAUGCAAAUUUU
Molecule: messenger RNA, 4812 nt
Organism: Chiloscyllium plagiosum (whitespotted bambooshark)
Lineage: Eukaryota; Metazoa; Chordata; Chondrichthyes; Orectolobiformes; Hemiscylliidae
Source: RefSeq, a predicted model, not a curated record